Molecule: messenger RNA, 3460 nt
Organism: Etheostoma cragini (Arkansas darter)
Lineage: Eukaryota; Metazoa; Chordata; Actinopteri; Perciformes; Percidae
Gene: kmt5b
Product: lysine methyltransferase 5B
Exons: 10
Coding region: 735-3350 (871 amino acids)
Cellular component (GO): nucleus
Molecular function (GO): histone H4K20 methyltransferase activity; protein binding
Source: RefSeq, a predicted model, not a curated record
CACGGACUAAGAUGACGAUUUUCGACAUCUUUUUAGUUAUAGAAAGACGUGAAAAGUCGACGACAACGUUCAAUCUUUAAGUUUCAGACUGUACCACCAAGUACUGUUUCUCAUUUUGGUCCCCACGGACGACAACGGUUGCGUUUUUGUGGGACCUAUUUUCUCCUGCGAUGGAUGUGCUGCGCCUUUCUCUCGGUAAAUGCUAGAUUGCACCCGAUGCCCGUGUGGACGUCAACUCGGGCACACUGCGCAGGCGCCAACACCAUUCAGUUGACGUUCCCUGAAGUGUGUGGUUUAAAUGUCCCAAACACUCUUGGUUUCCGGUGUGGUUAAUAAUGUCCCCCCCAAUUUAGGAUCACGUUACUGUUUGAACUUGUUCUGUAGUGUAAUAAUUAGUUUAGAAGCUUUAUUUGAAUUUCUCACAGACGCCUGCGCAGUAUGCUCGUCUUGACGUCGACACGUACAUCGGGUGCGAUCUAGCAUCUACCCUUUCGCUCCCUCUCUCCGCCAUCUUGGAUUUUAAUGUUAAUUUCUUUUAAAAAAAAAUGUGUUUCCUGGGAUAUUUUUGGUUUAGGGUGCCGUGUGCCAAUUUUGGAUUAGUUUGAAGGAGUUUUUAUGUCGUGAUUGUUUUUAUAAAAUCACCUUUGUUUCAACUCUAGACCCCAGUCUUCCCCCCUCGAGAGUGCUUCUUCAUCUCGGAGACUAAAUGCAACUGGACCAGGGGGCUUGUGGGCAUGAAGUGGCUUGGCGAAUCCAAGAACAUGGUGUUGAAUGGCAGACGGCACGGAAACAAGUUGACCGGCGAGCAGCAUGUGAGCCAGACCCGCUCCCAGCACUCCCAGCGGACCUCGCUGCGCCACAACAAGAACCGGAGCCGGCGAUGUAGCCGCAGGUUCAACGCAGCCAGUCUGGAGGCAGAGAGGCGCUACGUGCCCUCCUCGGGAAUGACUGCCAAGGAGUUGUGUGAGAACGACGACCUGACCACGAGCCUGAUCCUGGACCCGUACCUGGGCUUUCAGACUCACAAGAUGAACACCAGAUUUCGACCAAUCAAGGGAAGACAAGAGGAGCUGAAGGAGAUCAUCGAGCGCUUCAAGAAACACGACAACUUGGAGAAAGCUUUCAGAGCGUUGACCACCGGGGACUGGUCCCGAAAUCUGUUCCUCAACAAGACGAAAGCUCAAGAAAAGCUCUUCAAGCAACAUGUAUUUGUGUAUCUGCGGAUGUUUGCCACAGACAGCGGGUUUGAGAUUCUCCCAUGUAACCGCUAUUCAUCAGAGCAAAACGGAGCUAAAAUUGUGGCAACAAAGGAAUGGAAGAGAAACGACAAGAUCGAACACCUGGUGGGAUGCAUCGCUGAGCUUUCAGAGAGCGAGGAGAACAUGCUGCUCCGGCACGGCGAGAACGACUUCAGCGUCAUGUAUUCAACCCGCAAGAACUGUGCCCAGCUCUGGCUGGGACCCGCUGCGUUCAUCAACCACGAUUGUCGACCAAACUGCAAGUUUGUGUCGACGGGACGGGACACCGCCUGCGUGAAGGUUUUGAGAGACACUGAACCAGGAGAGGAAAUCUCGUGUUACUACGGAGACGGGUUUUUUGGGGAAAACAAUGAAUUUUGUGAAUGCUACACUUGUGAACGACGCGGCACUGGUGCUUUUAAAUCCAAAGCUGGCCUGCCGGUGGAAGUGCCGGUGAUCAACAGCAAGUACGGGCUGCGGGAGACGGACAAGCGUCUCAACCGGCUGAAGAAGCUGGGGGAAGGAAACCGGAGCUCCGACAGUCACUCUGUAGGCUCCCACACCGACGUGGACUCUCAGGAAAUGCCAAAAACACAUCAAUCAGCUGCCAGAAAAAGAACAUCAUCGUCUGGCCUGAAGUAUAAAAACAGGACUCAAUCGAGACAGACUAUGUCAAGAGCCCUUACUACCUCAUGUUCAAAACAAGGUCGUGUAAACAAUAACAGGGUACCAAAGAGACUAAAAUCCCAAUCCAAGCCUUCACUAAGUAAAGUCCAGUUGCGGAGUCGCAGGAGGGGUGCAGAGCCCAAGGCGUUGGCCAAGGGAGAGACUUGCCAGCUGGGUCUCAGGGACUCAAAGGUGUCGCUUUGUAAAGGUGUCACCGUGAAGAAGGAGAAGGCCGGGCAGGAGCUGGUGCAGCAGACAUUAGGCCAGCGGGGCUGCCUCACCCGUCACGCUGCCAAGGAAAAUGGCAAUCUACCGCACGGGCAAGGCAGCGAGGGCAGCCAGUGUUCCACGUACAGAACUCGCAGGUCCACAAGGACCCUUGUAAAAGCCCAGGAAACGGCAGCCGGCGUUAAGCUGGAGCCCAGUGCUAUGGACGGCUUGAGCCCAGUCCCUGGUGGAGUGGUCAUUAAAACAGAGCCAGCCGACAUGGAGGAGUACCUGAGCCACGGAGUAGGCCUGGAGCAGCCGGCUCUGGACCCCGGCUAUGCCAGAAGAGGCUCGUGCACCAGGCGAAAACGGCUGGCGCGGCUCAGGACCGAGAGGACGAUCAAAUGCGAGGACUCGUACGGCGAGCCCUUCAUGCCGGUGGCUGCCGGCCACGCCGCUAACUUCUCAGACUGCGGCAACGUGCUGCUGAGCUUCACCGACCGGCACAGGGACUACAACGGGGUUUCCAACGGCAGCAAGUCCCUCCGCAGGGACAAGGGUAAGAGUGGCUGCCGGUCGCAGGACAAAAGCAAGAAGAAGCGUCAGAUCACGCGGUACGACGCUCAGCUGAUCCUUGAGAACAACACGGGCAUCCCCAAACUGACGCUCCGCCGGCGGAGGGACAGCAGCAGUAGCAAGACCAACGACGCCAACGACCCCGUCGGCUCCUCCCACCUUUCUGCCUCCGCGGUCAACUCGGCCUCGAACAGCAAAAUCAGCAUCAAGUUCAGCAAGGACCGCGACAAGGACAAAGGUAGCUCGUACAUCGCCAAGCUGAACAACGGCUUCGCCCCCGGGGUCCACGGCAACUCCACCAAGCUGAAGAUCCAGCUGAAGAGGGAGGACGACGCGCGGAGGAUACCCCAGACAAAGCCGGACCAGAUGUCCUACAACGGGGACACGGGCCAGAGUCUGGAGGGCCGGCACGGCGGACAUCGGACCCAAAAGGUCCUUGCCGAGCCGUCGUCGUCCGACGAGGACGACGAAGACGGCGACGACGAGGAAGAGGAGGACGACGACGACGACGACGACGACGACUACUUUGACAAUGAGUUUGAAGACGAUUUCAUUCCGCUUCCUCCUGCAAAGCGCCUCCGACUCAUCGUGGGUAAAGACUCCAUAGACAUCGAUAUCUCCUCCAGGAGGAGGGAGGAUCAGUCCCUGAGGCUCAAUGCAUAAGCUGUGGAGCUCAUCACUCCCGACGUUCCCUCUGUAAAUAAAGAUGAUGACUCGCUGAUCAACUGUUGUGUUGAUGUAAAAGAAGAAACAGUAAUUUAAAAACAAAACAA